CAGGUAGAGACGAAGCCGAGAUACCAGAUGCCGAUCUUAGGUUUCCGUUGCGUUGUGGCCGGGCUGCUCGCCCUCUGCCUCCCGCUGGCGCUGGCUCUGCCCAACGGCGCGCCUAUCUCAUCCUGCGACUCCAUGACCCCGGUUCACAGCGGGAUCCUCCCUCAGAAUGGCUCUUCGGUGUACUCUAUCAAUGUUAGCAGCAUUAACGGCACCAUAGAAGUGAGAAUAAUGGGGCCAACUUACAAAGGGCUUCUGCUCCAAGCUCGAAAGCGCUUUGGGAAUGUGACAGUUGGCACAUGGAGUUCUCCUCCGGCAAAUACAAAGACACUGAAGUGCUUCAACGUUUCAGACAGUGCAAUGACUCAUUCAAACACAUCCGAUAAAGACAGCAACGAUGUCUAUACCUGGAAUCCACCUUCGAAAGGGUGUAUAACGGUCAUAUUCACAGCAACUGUGGCCCAGGGCCGAUCUGUUUACUGGCUUGGGGUCAAAUCUAAUGAAAUCAUGGUGAAUUGCAAAGACGCCAACGGAAGUAAUGGAGCAGAGAGGACCACAUCUGGACUCAUCCUGGUGCUGAUUUGGCCUUUAUUGUGCUGGUUUCAUUCUGCAGAAUAACAAACAGAGAGAUGGGGGGGCGCGUUCUGUUUCGAUUGUUGAGAGUGGAUUUCCUUCGACCAAGAAUGCUAAGCUCUAAAACAUGUCCAAAGUGGGCACUUUAAGCUCUUGCACUGAUAGCUUCCCAGUCUAAUAAAGAAAUUGUAAUUUGAAAGGCAAGGUUGAUAACCUGUUUUUGUAUGUAUGUUUAAAUUGACUGUGUUCUAAUGCAUAUAUGCAGGAGAAUUGUUUCCAAAUAAAUAAACUUGUGCUUUCUCUCAAUAAGGAUCACCUUUUUUAAGCAUGAGAUUCUGCAGCUGCUGGGAAGAACACAUGCACGUGCUGAGAGAAACUCAGCAGUUAGGCAGUAUCUAUGGAAAAGAAUUUACAGUCAACGUUUUGGCUCUUUGGUCUAUUCAUUUCCAUAGACAUUGUCUUAAUUUUGACUGUGCUGCUCACCUUUAUUAAAAUCCCAGUUUUCUUGAAUGGAAUUGAAGAGCAAUAUCUCAUAUACUGUCUAGGUAGUCUCCAGCCCCUUCGUAUGAACAUAGAAUUCUCCAACUUCCUGCAAUUCCCUCCUCCUCUUCCCUUCCCCUAUCCCUAUUUCACUCUGCCCCCUCCCCCAGUUGCCUAUCACCUCCCUCGUGGUUCUGCCUCCUUCUACUACCCAUUGUGUUUUCCCCUAUUCCUUCUUCACCAUUCCUGCCUUUCCCCUCCCUGCUUCCCCUCCCCCACCCCUUUAACUUUC
Molecule: messenger RNA, 1342 nt
Organism: Mobula hypostoma (lesser devil ray)
Lineage: Eukaryota; Metazoa; Chordata; Chondrichthyes; Myliobatiformes; Myliobatidae
Product: putative defense protein Hdd11
Exons: 5
Coding region: 28-615 (195 amino acids)
Cellular component (GO): membrane
Source: RefSeq, a predicted model, not a curated record